Messenger RNA from Guillardia theta CCMP2712, 765 nucleotides. RefSeq lists its product as hypothetical. The coding region runs from base 1 to 765 and encodes 254 amino acids. The transcript has 2 exons. The record is from RefSeq and is a predicted model, not a curated record. Gene Ontology annotation, molecular function: protein binding. NCBI's taxonomy places the organism in Eukaryota, Cryptophyceae, Pyrenomonadales, Geminigeraceae.
AUGUCAAGGUCGGGCCAGCACGGGGAGCCGUCGACAGUGACGGCGGUGGUACGAGGACAGGGGGAGCUGAUCGGGCUGCUGAAGGCGGGCGGGUACGACAUGGACGAGCGGACGGAGGACGGGAGGACAGGGCUGCAUGUAGCGGGGAUGCUGGGGAGGGCGGGGAGCAUGAGGGAGCUGAUAGAGGCAGGAGCAGAGGUAGGAGCGAAGGACGAAGAAGGGAAGACGAUGGUACACUGGGCGGGGGAGUAUGGGCAUGUGGAGGUGCUGAAGACGAGACAUCCGUGGGAGGAGGUACUGAGGGAGAAGGACUUUGACGGCAGGACAUGCGCUCACUGGGCGAGUCUCAGAGGGCACUUGGAGGUAGUGCGGUAUGUUGGGGAGACAUCCGGGGAGGAGGUACUGAGGGAGAAGGACAAUGACGGCUGGACAUGCGCGCACUGGGCGAGUGAGGGAGGGCAGUUGGAGGUAGUGCGGUAUGCUGUAGAGACAUGCGGGGAGGAGGUGCUGAGGGAGAAGGCCAAGCACGGCAGGACAUGCGCGCAUACGGCGAGUCUCAGAGGGCACUUGGAGGUAGUGCGGUAUGUUGUAGAGACAUGCGGGGAGGAUGUGCUGAGGGAGAAGGACAAGUACGGCAAGACAUGCGCGCACUGGGCGAGUCUCGGAGGGCACUUGGAGGUGCUGCGGUAUGUUGUAGAGACAUGCGGGGAGGAUGUGCUGAGGGAGAAGGACAAGCUCCGCUGUCUUGGGCUUUUAUACACGUAA